Molecule: messenger RNA, 858 nt
Organism: Carica papaya (papaya)
Lineage: Eukaryota; Viridiplantae; Streptophyta; Magnoliopsida; Brassicales; Caricaceae
Source: RefSeq, a predicted model, not a curated record
AUGGAGCCUCCUUGGAAGUUAAAGGGCCGCCAAAUGAUUGAGAUGGUGAAGAUCAAGAAGGCGACGAAUCUCCAAGUUACCUUUGCCAAACGACCGGCUAGCAUUUUCAAGAAGGCGAGUGAAAUUAGCACACUUUGUGGCGCUGAAUUUGCAGUGAUUAUUUUUUCACCUGCCAAGAAAGUGUUCUUUUUUGUCAGUCCUUCUAUGGAAAAGUUGAUCAAUCGAUUCAGUGGCCUAAUAGAACAACCUCCUUCAGCUAACAGAUGUAUGAUGGAUGCUCAUCGAAAUGCUUAUCUCCAAGGGCUCAACUCACAGCUAAAUAAGGUGAUGAAGGAGAAUGCAAGUAAAGCCUGGUGGAUGGGUUCCAUAGAUGACAUGAACCUUUCACAGCUUCAGCAAUUUCAAGCUGCUCUUGAGGAAUUAUACGAGAAUGUUAUAAAAGUUGCCAAAGAAAAAGAUGCUGAAGAGGACAAUAUUAAUCCUAAUUCUGAUGAUCAGCUUUUUCUUGGAAGCUCUUCCAAUAGAACUGGACUUCCAUUUGAAUCUAUCCCCUUAAAUGCUAUCGUUGGUCCCAAAAACAUGGUUAAUCCGAACAUGAAUAGGGUUAAUUCCAACAUGAUGCUUCGUGACAUGCUCAACAACAAUAAUCCAAACAUUCCCUUGUCCAAUUCCAUGAUUCCCAAUAAUCCAAACAUGGUCUCUAAUGUCAUGCCUAUCAACAGUAACCCUACAAACAUGAUGCUAUCGGCGGCAAAUCUGAUGAUCAACAAUUAUCAAAACAUGGUUCCAGUCGAUCAUAUGAUGAUGAACAAUGACCAGAACAUGAUGGUGGGGGGAUCGGAUGCGAUUAACGAUUAA